AUGGUCCAGCGACUGACGCUUCGACGACGCUUGUCGUACAACACCAAGUCCAACAAACGCCGUAUUGUUCGCACGCCUGGUGGACGUCUGGUGUACCUGUAUGAGAAGAAACGCCGCACUCUCCCGAAAUGUGGUCAUUGCAAGAAGGAGCUGAGCGGUAUCAAGCCAUCACGGCCGUGUGAACGCCCGCGUAUGAGCCGCCGCCUGAAGACCGUCACUCGUACGUUCGGUGGAGUCCUGUGUCACCGUUGCUUGCGUGAGCGCAUCAUCCGUGCAUUCCUGAUCGACGAGCAGAAGGUCGUAAAGGUGCUGCGCGCUCAGCAACAGGCCAAGCCUGUCACCAAGCCAGCCAAGGUUGCGAAGGUCACCAAACCGACGAAAGCCAGCACCGGCAAAUCGAAGUAA
This is a messenger RNA of Anopheles marshallii, 405 nucleotides long. RefSeq names its product 60S ribosomal protein L34-like. Gene Ontology annotation, cellular component: ribosome. The coding region runs from base 1 to 405 and encodes 134 amino acids. Gene Ontology annotation, molecular function: structural constituent of ribosome. The record is from RefSeq and is a predicted model, not a curated record. The transcript is spliced from 2 exons. Gene Ontology annotation, biological process: translation. NCBI's taxonomy places the organism in Eukaryota, Metazoa, Arthropoda, Insecta, Diptera, Culicidae.